Messenger RNA from Oryzias latipes (Japanese medaka), 8972 nucleotides. Lineage: Eukaryota; Metazoa; Chordata; Actinopteri; Beloniformes; Adrianichthyidae. The record is from RefSeq and is a predicted model, not a curated record.
AUAUAUGAACGCAGGUAAAGUGUUUGUGAAAGAAUCCUGCGUGGGAGUGGGUCUCAAAUGUAUGACUGAUCGAUAACGCCUCUUUUCGAAGCGCGCUCAUCUUUGCGACGUGCGUCACUGGCGCGCAAUCAAGACGCAAAGGCGCAACUCUUCCAUUUCCACAACCAAGCGGCAGAAAGCGGUCGCUCCUCGGAAUAAACAUCGUCUCCGACUCGCUGCAUUCUGUCCAUCUUUAUUAUUAGCGCGUCGCUCCGCCCUCCUACCUGUAAAUCUCCCCGCUCUUCUCUGGAGCGGAUCUGACAGGCGCGCUCAGCUGGCCGCUCAGUCCGUGCCAGGGCUGCAGGGAACCGAAUGGAGGCAGCGACAUCCACCCGAGCGCCUGCACUAUUCACGCAGAACUGACAACGAAAACCCCCGUGAGAAUAUGUAGUCUUCUCGCCGCGAGAGAACUCUGAAUCAAACUCUCCCCUCCUCUUAACCAUCGCUUUUGUUGCGCACCUGAAAGCGUCCAGAAGAAAAGUCGCGGAUCAUCGACCGGAUCCCUGAAUGGAAGACGGCUAGAGAGGUCGCCGCUGACGGGCUGCAACAAUCUCCACUUGUUUACAUGAUCGAAGCAGCCUGGACACGGUGUCUGCCAUGGCGCACAGCGGCAAAGACGCGGAGAGCCCUUCAGAAUGAAGCCACAGGACUCGUCAUUAUUGCGGAUUUCUAUGCCCCUCUCCACGAGAGACGCGAUUUUGGGCAAGAUUUGCGCCUGCGGCGUCUCGUAUUUAUCCUAAAACAAUCGAUUGUUGUAAUCUUCUGAAACACAUAGGGACUUGAUCUGGUUGGUGAUCUCAAUCUACAGCAAAGAAGGGAAUCCUUUCUUUAUUUUAUUCUUCUAUUUUUCCCUUUCUUUUUUUUUAUUAAGCAAAAUGGCUGGUGAGUGGGGCUGGGGACGCUGGCACAGGCUCUCCAAGGCUCCUCAAUGCUAGCUGAGGCGGAUGGCACGGUUCCCCAUGGAAGCGACAGCUCUAUGAGGACAAGCAGUAUCAAUAACAAGCUCGACCAGGACUCUUCAAUCCUAAUAUCCAAGAUGGAAAACAUGGAACGGUUUGUCAUCCCGUACUCCUCCGAGGUGCCCUGCGACCAUAAUGGACAGCGCAUGUGGUGGGCAUUCCUCGCUUCCUCCAUGGUGACGUUUUUUGGGGGUCUCUUCAUUAUCCUGUUAUGGAGGACCCUAAAAUACUUGUGGACUGUCUGCUGCCACUGCAACAUUAAAAAAAAGGAGGUUCAGAAGGUGAACAAUUUUGCCAACAACCAGGCGGCAGAUCGACCACCAAAGGGUCCCGAUGAAAAGGAGGAGGCACCAGCCAGUGAGGUGGGAUGGAUGACUUCAGUCAAAGACUGGGCCGGCGUCAUGAUCUCAGCUCAGACACUCACUGGCCGAGUUCUGGUGGUUUUAGUCUUUGCACUGAGCAUCGGAGCCCUCGGAAUAUACUUUAUAGACUCAUCAGAUCCUAUUGAAUCCUGUCAGAGCUUCUACGACGAUUUCACGUUGCAGAUCGACAUGGCCUUCAAUGUCUUCUUCCUUCUAUACUUUGGCUUGCGGUUUAUAGCAGCCAAUGACAAGCUUUGGUUCUGGCUGGAGGUCAACUCGGUGGUUGACUUCUUCACUGUUCCGCCUGUCUUUGUCUCUGUCUACUUAAACAGAAGCUGGCUGGGUUUAAGGUUCCUGAGAGCGCUGCGGCUGAUUCAGUUCUCAGAAAUAUUACAAUUCUUAAAUAUCUUGAAAACAAGCAAUUCUAUCAAGCUGGUGAACUUGUGUUCCAUCUUCAUAAGCACAUGGCUCACAGCUGCUGGAUUCAUACAUUUGGUGGAAAACUCAGGGGACCCUUGGGAAAACUUCCAAAAUUCCCAGUCGCUAUCCUAUUGGGAAUGUGUGUACUUGCUGAUGGUGACUAUGUCCACAGUGGGCUAUGGGGAUGUCUAUGCAAAAACCACCUUGGGUCGUCUCUUCAUGGUCUUCUUCAUCCUCGGUGGUUUGGCCAUGUUUGCUCGCUACGUGCCAGAAAUUGCUGCUCUCAUCCUUAAUCGGAAGAAAUACGGAGGGAGUUAUAACUCGACACGAGGCAGAAAGCAUAUUGUGGUCUGUGGUCAUAUUACCCUGGAAAGUGUCUCCAACUUCCUCAAAGACUUCCUACACAAGGACAGGGAUGAUGUCAAUGUAGAAAUUGUUUUUCUCCAUAAUAUUUCCCCUAAUCUUGAGCUGGAAGCCUUGUUCAAACGCCAUUUUACCCAAGUAGAGUUCUAUCAGGGAUCUGUUCUCAACCCACAUGAUCUCGCCCGAGUGAAGAUCGAGUCAGCAGACGCUUGCUUAAUUCUAGCCAACAAAUAUUGUGGAGAUCCUGAUGCUGAAGACGCCUCCAACAUCAUGAGGGUCAUUUCAAUCAAGAACUACCACCCCAAGAUCAGAAUAAUUACACAGAUGCUACAAUAUCAUAAUAAGGCCCAUCUGCUGAACAUUCCAAGCUGGAACUGGAAGGAGGGAGAUGAUGCGAUCUGCCUGGCAGAGCUGAAGGCAGGCUUCAUUGCCCAGAGUUGUCUGGCCCAGGGCCUGUCUACCAUGCUAGCCAACCUUUUCUCCAUGAGGUCCUUCAUUGAGAUUGAGGAGGACACAUGGCAGAAGUAUUACCUUGAAGGAGUGGCUAAUGAGAUGUACACAGAGUAUUUGUCCAGUGCCUUUGUAGGCCUCUCCUUCCCCCAUAUCUGCGAGCUGUGCUAUGUGAAGCUGAAGUUGUUGCUUAUUGCCAUUGAAUACAAGUCUGAGCAGAGAGAAAGCAGAAGCCGAAAGCGCAUCCUCAUCAACCCAGGCAACCAUGUCAAAAUGCAGGAGGGAACUCUUGGAUUUUUUAUCGCUAGUGACGCCAAAGAAGUAAAGAGAGCAUUUUACUACUGCAAAGCUUGUCACGAUGACAUCACAGACCCCAAACGGAUUAAGAAGUGUGGCUGCAAACGACUGAUUUAUUCCAAGAUGUCCGUCUACAAACGAAUGAAACUGGCAUGUUGUUUUGAUUGCGGCCGUUCAGAGCAAGACUGCUCUUGCAUGUCAGGCAGUGUACAUAGUAACAUGGACACCCUUCAGAGGGCCUACCCACUUUCCUCUGUCUCUAUUCAUGAUUGCGCAACCACUUUACGUGCCUCUAAAUAUAAGUAUAAUGGAUAUGUCAGAUCACCAGCAGAGGGCGCUACAACACCAGGAAACACUGGAAGCCAAAAAGAGGCUGGGGUUCGAUUCAAAGCUGAUUGCAACAUAGUUGAAGAUGAGCAUCCAUCAACUCUUUCGCCCAAAAAAAAGCAGCGUAAUGGAGGGAUGCGAAACUCACCUAACUGCUCGCCCAAAAUGAUGAGUCGACACGACCCCCUUCUAAUCCCUGGAAAUGAGCAAAUCGAGAACAUGGACAUGAACAUCAAGAGGUAUGACUCGACAGGGAUGUUUCACUGGUGUCCGUCCAAAGACAUCGAAAAGGUCAUCCUGACCCGGAGUGAAGCCUCCAUGACAGUGCUGAGCGGCCAUGUAGUGGUCUGUAUAUUUGGAGAUGUCACGUCCGCUCUAGUGGGGCUUAGAAACUUGGUGAUGCCUUUAAGAGCCAGCAACUUUCAUUAUCACGAGCUAAAGCCGAUAGUUUUCGUGGGUUCCCUGGAUUACCUUCGGAGAGAAUGGGAAACUCUACACAACUUCCCCAAGGUCUCCAUCUUACCCGGUACACCAUUAAGUCGGGCAGAUUUAAGAGCUGUCAACAUCAACCUCUGCGACAUGUGCGUAAUACUGUCAGCCAAUCAGAACAAUAUCGAAGAUGCCUCACUGCAGGAUAAGGAAUGCAUCUUGGCAUCACUCAACAUCAAAUCUAUGCAGUUUGAUGACAGCAUCGGGGUCUUGCAGGCUAAUUCCCAAGGUUUCACGCCUCCUGGGAUGGACAGGUCAUCUCCAGACAGCAGUCCAGUACAUGGCUUCGUGCGGCAGGCAUCUGUCACCACCGGGUCCAACAUCCCAAUAAUCACAGAAUUAGUGAAUGACUCAAACGUUCAGUUCCUGGACCAAGAUGAUGAUGAUGACCCCGACACAGAGCUGUACCUCACUCAGCCGUUCGCCUGCGGCACUGCCUUUGCUGUCAGUGUCCUCGACUCCCUGAUGAGUGCUACGUACUUCAAUGACAACAUCCUCACUCUGAUAAGAACAUUAGUCACAGGGGGAGCCACGCCAGAGCUGGAAGGCCUGCUGGCUGAGGAGAACGCUCUCAGAGGAGGCUACAGCACACCGCAGACACUAGCCAAUAGGGACCGGUGUCGUGUCGCCCAACUGGCCUUGUAUGACGGUCCAUUUGCAGACUUGGGUGAUGGAGGAUGCUACGGGGAUUUAUUCUGUAAAGCACUGAAGACAUACAACAUGUUGUGUUUUGGAAUCUACAGACUAAGAGAUGCACAUCUCGGUGCACCAAGCCAGUGCACAAAACGAUACGUGAUCACAAAUCCCCCAUACGAGUUUGAGCUGGUGCCCUCAGACUUGAUCUUCUGCCUCAUGCAGUUCGACCACAAUGCUGGUCAGUCUCGGACGAGCUUAUCCCACUCUUCCCACUCCUCCCAUUCCUCCAGCAAAAAGAGCUCCUCUGUGCACUCAGUCCCGCCUUCAAACCGGCAAAACCGCAGCAGUAAGACGAGGGAGCCUCGCGACAAACAGAAUGCAACAAGGAUGAAUAGAAUGGGCCAAGAAAAGAAAUGGUUUACAGAUGAACCAGAAAAUGCCUACCCAAGGAACAUUCAGAUCAAGCCCAUGAGCACUCACAUGGCCAACCAAGUCAACCAAUACAAGUCCACCAGUAGCUUGAUUCCACCAAUCAGAGAAGUCGAGGAUGAAUGCUGAAUGCCGGAUUAUCUUGUUGACUUACUUGACAUCUGUAGGCUCUUCCAGAGAUGGGCAGAGAUGACGAUACAGAUGAGGAUGUUGGAAGACUGAGGCAUUCUCCUCCCUUGUUAUACUUCGAUUGGACAGAAUCCCAGACUGAAAGGGACCUUUCUUUGUGUAUACCUGUCAAUGUUUCUUCCCUGCUUCAAACAUUGUUCAAUUUAUUAAUGUAUCCAUUGAGAUGUACAUAAUGACAAUCAAAUACGGAUUGUACAGUACCUCCACCUUAGCACUUUUUUGAAAUUAUUUUAGUUGACAAAAAAAAAAAGGUACUUCCUGUAAUUCUUUGCAAUAGUUCACUUCUUCACGUGGCAAGACUGUGGAUUGGAUGACUGGUUAUUGUUGGAUGAGGGUUGCAGCUAUAAACUGAUACUAUUAUCUCCCAAAGGUUCACUCAGAAAUGUCACAUCAAACCAGCUGGGUUCACUGACAUGUUUCUGUUCUAUUUGCACUACAACUCAGUUUCUUUUGACAGAAAUGCUGGAAACAUGACCCCUCCGCUCCACCGUCCCUAGUAAAAAUGUCUCUCAGGAGUGGGGCAAAGAAGAAGGAAAGGGCAGCUUCGAUGGCAUACUAAUCUUGUUCUUGGUUUGUUGUAAAUUCUCUUUUUGCUUGAGGUUUGCUUCCUCACCUCGACUCGUCGAAUUGAGUGAGAGCAAUCUGUGUGUGCAAAGCAAAAAAAAAAAAAAAAAAAAGAAAUCCCCUAAUCUAAAAUUCCACAGAAUGGUGCAGUGUGGGCGUAUGCUGGCUGAAAGAAAACCCUACAUUUCCUCUGCAGAUGUGUCAGAUUCUAAGGCUCAGUUUCAAGUUCGCAUGCAAUGUGCCUGAGCCCCCCUAAUAACACACACAGCGCAGUUAAUUAACCUGACUCCAUGGGAAAGGUUUAAAAAAAAAACAACCAAAACAAUGCCUGUGCAUUCGGGAGUGUUUAUGUGCGCGCUCUGUGUGUAAGUGCAUUUCAACCCCUUGUUCUUCUGGUGUUGUGCUCAUCACUGUCACUCACCUCCCCUUCAUUGGUUUCUAUGUACCGGUGAAGCUCUGGAGAAAGCAGCAUGUGGGAUUCUCACUCUACAAAAGGAAUCAUGGUAGAAAUCAUAAUAAUAACAUUAAUUUUAAUAAUAAUUGAAGAUUUGGAUCUACUAACGUGUUGCAUAAAAAGUGGAAUCGAAUACCGCAACUAUGAUUGAGGUGAUCUAACACGAAUGGCAGCUCUGUGCCUGUCCUGAAUGCAUUGCCGUGACAACUGCAGCAAAAUUGGGAUCAUUGAGUGUUUUUUUUUUUUUUUUUUUUACAUUUUCAAAAUAUUUUGUGUUUUACAAAAAACUUCCUGUCUAGACAGGAAGGGAAAGCCACAUAUCGCAGAAAGUGGGCAUGAAUGGGCCCUCCUUUGAUCAGAGGAAACGCCUGGCACAGGGUCGGCACAGAGGCAGUAAAGUGCUUGGAUGUUCUCUGUUGCCAAUCCAGAUGUUACACACCUCAAAACUCAGGAGUGAAGCUGCUGCAUUCGAGGAGAUGCUCAAAUAUAGUUUGCGGUAAUGCAACGGUGCCACUGCCUGCUGGAGGGACACUCCGUGUGUUCCUACGGCCUGUGCCCAACCUCGCUGCACCUGUGGAUCCAAAUCUCUGAAUGACAAAUUCAUUUUUAAAAUUCUAUUUAGAUAUCUAAAUCUCAACAUUAUUUUAUACCCAUGAACAUAAUCAAAUUCUACUUAUUUUUGUAGUCAACGAGGAGACAAAGACUUGGAGUUAAUUGCAAUCCACACUGCAAAAUAUUUAUUUAAAUAUGUCAUAACUUAUUUCGCAUUCUACAAGAUAAUAUAUAUUUUUUUAUCCUCUUAAGUAAAGAACUCCAUCUCUAAAGCUUGCUUUGUGAAUACAGGGCUGUCUGCGGCCUGGCAGCUCGCGCUGUUGAGUGCUUAUAGUGAUGAAUCUGGGCUCAUCUGAAGCCUCCUACAGUAGCACAGAUUCAUUUCAAUAACCUACUAUACAUCCCUAGCUGAGAACACCUACAUGGAGAAGUGGGGGAAUCAUUUAGUCGGGAGGAGGAGUAGUGUUGUAAUAAUGACUUGAAGAAUACUAAGUUGCUUCCACUGUGUGCAGGCCUGAACUGAGUGACCUUCAUUAGAUGUGUCUGACCUAAAUUAGGUCCCUAGUGUGUAUGAAGAGUGUGUAUACACAACAGCACACUGUGUCGCUUUUUUCCACAAAAAAAAAGAAGAAGAAAAAAAAUUCAAAUACAAGGAGGUCUGUUUGAUGCAGAUAACCUCCUAUAGACUGUAAAAGAAAAUACAUUUUAAAAUAGAUUCACUUUGGAAUAUGGAACAAUAACAUUGUGCUAUAUAUGUUUGUGUAAACGCAGCCCAUUCUAUAGACUACUUUUUUUUUUCUCCAACAAAAAGAAUCUGCGCUUCAAUGUCAGUCUACCAGUUGUGGUGCAGCUAUUCUGAAGCUUCAUACACAUUGUCCUGAGGUGAACUUUUGAAUUGUGGUUAUAUCUUUGUCCCACACUUUAGCAAAUAGAUUUCUUUCCAAAAAAUAUAUAAGUAAAAUGUUUGUAUAAUUAGGUUGUAAAUGGCAGACUUGAUAGCCUGAACCAGUAAAAAAAAUAAAAUAAAAAAAAAUCAUAAUUGAUCAUGACUCAUCAUAAACAGUAUGGCUGAUAAUGUUUAAAAAAAAAAGCCAAGAUGACAUAUUUUAAAUGGAAAAUCCCACAUUCUUGUUGAAAAAGCUUAAAGUUCUGUCUGUGACAAAUAUCUGUUUAACAAAUCUGAUUUAACAGCCAUCAAAAGGAUGCAAGGUAGCACCAAUUCAGCAACUGUUAAUAAUAAGGAGAGAACAUCCGUUUUUCUGUCUUUGUUUUAAGGCAGAAUUUACAUUCCGUGUUUUUUUUUCCACUUGUCAGUUUUUCUCACAAGCUGUCAAACUAAGUUCUUGUUUACAGACUAUUUUUAAGGUACCAAGGAGACACUAAAUGCAGCAAACUGGCAAAAUAUAAAGUACUGCGCAAAAGAUUUUCAAUAUAGUUGAUGACUCUACUUUUCCUCAUUGUGUGACUCAUUCUGACUGACAUGAUCACUUUUCACCUUCCUGUCACUUAGAGAUCUUUGCAUUGUAUACUUUUGAUGUUUUCGGGUGUUUUUGAAGUGCCAUGAUGCUUUCCAGUUCUGCAAGCAUCCUUCAGUCAUUCAGGGACACGAGCUCGCUUCACCGGAGCCAAGUCCAAGGCUUUUGUACUGUGAGAACAGGGUCUUGCACUGACAUGGAGAACAUCCAAGCCAUCAAUGCCUCCAUGCCAGUGCAGUGCCAGGCGACAAAAAGGGUUCAGAGGAGGGCCCACUGUAAGUCCCACUUAAGCGAAAAAGUGGCAUUCAGUAAAGUUUAAGGGCACAAACCCCAUCCAUUAAACCACAAACCCGCUAUAUCUGCCGUUAAAGGUGUGUUCUCGUGUAGUGUGAUGUGGAUGACUGAAAGAUGCACAUGGAGGCCCAUAAUUACGACAUCACGUGUUAUUUAUUAUUUUAUUGUACUAAACAAAACCAAGAAUUUGAUGUGUCACAUAUUGAAGUUGCAUCAUCUUUUGUUAAUUACUACUUUUGCUUUUAGUAAUAAACAAGGUUAUUUAUUUCCUGGGAACUGUAGAAGCUAUAACAUACAAAACAACACACUUAGCGAUUGGAGGUGGGUCUCAAGUCUUAAUGAUACAUAAAUAAAGAUUUUUUUAAUUUUUAUUUUGCUUGCCUAUCAGUUCAGGAAGAUUUCAGGUUCUUGCUCUUGCGUGUCAUAGAUAAGAUUUGUUGGCAUAUCGUCACUGCAGCAUACAGGCAUUUGACUUAGCAUUCUAAUUAGUUUGGAUGUAUUCUACAAAUGAGGGAUACAUGGAUUAUUUGAUGGUGCUGAGUUGAUCUACCUGACUCUGUCAAAUAUAAUCUGCUGAUAAAUAUACUGUCUUGUACAAAACGUUUGUACAUAGAUUGUACAUGGUUUCUUUUUGUAUUUUCUCAAAUUAAAAUGGAUGUAUUUGUGUUCUAAA